AUGAAAGAGCCAAUUGCCAUUAUUGGCAGUGCCUGCCACUUUCCAGGCGGUGCUGACUCCCCGGGAAAGCUUUGGGGCCUUCUCGAGAGCCAGAAAGACGUACUGCGAGAGAAUAGCCGCAAAGAAUUGAAUCUCAACAGCUUCUAUCAUCCUGACGGAACCCACCAUGGCACCACGAAUGUUCCAGGCAAGUCUUAUCUACUUGAAGAUGGUCAUCAAAAUUUUGAUGCUUUAUUUUUCAAUAUCAACCCCAUGGAAGCACUGGCAAUGGACCCACAACAGAAGUUGCUCCUGGAAACCACCUAUGAGGCUUUUGAAAGGGCGGGAUACACUUUGGAACAGAUGCAAAAUUCCUCAACGUCGGUAUUUGUGGGGGUGAUGACCUCGGAUUUCCAUGACAUGCAGGCUCGCGAUUUAGAGACAAUCAAUCGCUGGCAUGCUACCGGAACCGCCCCUACUAUGCUGUCUAAUAGAAUAUCCUAUUGCUUCAAUUUGAAGGGUCCUUCACUCACAAUCAACACCGCGUGUUCGAGUUCGCUUGUUGCUCUUCAUCAAGCAGUACAAAGCCUACGAAAUGGCGAAUCCAGUAUGGCUAUUGUUGGUGGCGUCAACUUGUUACUAGACCCUGGGACUUUUAUCAGCGAAUCGAAGAUCCAUAUGUUGUCUCCAACCUCGAGAUGUCGAAUGUGGGAUCAGGAUGCUGAUGGAUACGCCCGCGGUGAAGGUUGUGCCGUCGUCAUUCUGAAGAGUCUGACUCAUGCACUCGCGGACGGUGAUGUGAUCGACGCUAUUGUCCGGGAAACCUUGGUCAGCUCCGACGGACGUUCUGCGGGCAUCACUAUGCCAGACGCAGAGGCCCAGACCAAAUUAAUAAAACAAACAUAUUUGAAUGCUGGCCUUGAUCCUAUUCGAGAUCGCUGUCAAUACUUCGAAUGCCAUGGCACUGGUACCCAGGCAGGGGACCCUGUCGAAGCUCAAGCAAUCCAUCAGGCAUUCUUUGCCGACAAGCCAAUUACUGGUGAGUAUAAAGACACAAAAAUGCAUGUUGGGUCUAUAAAAACUGUCAUCGGGCAUUUGGAAGGAUGUGCGGGUCUUGCGGGCGUUUUGAAAGCAGUAUCGUGUAUCAAUCAUGAAACGAUCACUGCAAAUCUCCACUUCAACACCUUGAACUCAAAGAUUGCACCAUUCUACACGCAUCUAAACGUACCAACACGCAAUAUUCCAUGGCCUAAAGUUGAGGGUACCUCUCCUUUGCGUGCCAGUGUAAACUCGUUUGGUUUUGGAGGGGCAAACGCCCAUGCCAUCAUCGAGAGCGCCGAGGCUUAUGUGAGUGGAUCUGAUCGCAAAUUCAGCAAUGAGCACUCCAAAGAUAGCUUCGCCAUCGCAAAACCAUUUCUCAUCUCUGCAAAUUCACGACCAUCCUUGAUCGCAACUAUCGAACGCCUUGCAAGAUACGUUGAAUCGAAUCCAUCAUUACAACUCAACGAUCUGGCAUGGUGUCUAGCUACCAAAAGAUCAGCCUUAUGCUUCAAGAUAUGCCUCACUGCAGACUCCCCCCCAAAGUCUUCUCGGGGAAUUAAAGCUAGCAACAUGGAAAUUAAUGGUCAGCUUGGCACACUGACUCGAAGAAGUCGAUCUGAGCAGUUGAAAGUCCUCGGGAUUUUCACUGGUCAAGGUGCCCAGUGGGCUACAAUGGGACGAAAAUUAAUCCUGUCAUGUCAAUUGUUCGCCAAUUCUAUUGAGCGUUGUGAAUGUGCUCUUGCUUUACUACCUGAUGGACCGUCAUGGUCUCUGAGAACCGAGCUCAUGGCAGACAAGGAAUCCUCUCGUUUAUCUGAAUCCACAUUCAGCCAACCUCUCACAACAGCAAUUGAAAUAGCUAUUGUUGACCUCCUUUCUGCAAUUGGAAUUGAACUUGACGGCGUCAUCGGUCAUUCAUCUGGGGAAAUUGCAGCUGCAUACGCGGCGGGGGUCAUCAGCGCCGAACAUGCCAUUCAAAUUGCAUAUUACCGAGGACUUCAUGUGGGCUCCCCCCACUGGUACGGGUAUAAAGAAUAG
Molecule: messenger RNA, 2058 nt
Organism: Penicillium manginii
Lineage: Eukaryota; Fungi; Ascomycota; Eurotiomycetes; Eurotiales; Aspergillaceae
Product: type I polyketide synthase
Exons: 2
Coding region: 1-2058 (685 amino acids)
Biological process (GO): secondary metabolite biosynthetic process; fatty acid biosynthetic process
Molecular function (GO): fatty acid synthase activity; 3-oxoacyl-[acyl-carrier-protein] synthase activity
Source: RefSeq, a predicted model, not a curated record